Molecule: messenger RNA, 2596 nt
Organism: Pseudoliparis swirei
Lineage: Eukaryota; Metazoa; Chordata; Actinopteri; Perciformes; Liparidae
Gene: tnfrsf1a
Product: tumor necrosis factor receptor superfamily, member 1a
Exons: 10
Coding region: 77-1366 (429 amino acids)
Biological process (GO): inflammatory response; signal transduction
Cellular component (GO): membrane raft; signaling receptor complex; mitochondrion
Molecular function (GO): tumor necrosis factor binding; tumor necrosis factor receptor activity
Source: RefSeq, a predicted model, not a curated record
CGUGCUCAGUCGAGAGGGGCAGCGGUCGCUCUUCCCUCGAAACAAUAAAUAAAUAAACAUAGUUGUGUUCAAUUUAAUGAACAUUCAUGUCGAGGUAUGGCCCCGGAGUGAAAGAGAUACCCCUCGGUGCGACAGUGGUGGUCCAGAUGGAUUGAGCCAAACCUGUAAGAUAAUGGAGGGAGCUGGACACAGGGGAAGAUGGGAAAAAACAAACCCUGUUGGCACAACACUGCUGCUCCUCAUGUGCAUGUUCAUCCCCACUCUGACGUUGUUAGAGCCUUCAGAGGAGCAGAUGUGUCCACAUGGGGACUAUCCCACUGAAAAGGGAAUCUGUUGCAACAGAUGCUCUCCAGGUUUUAAGCUUGUCGAGAAGUGUAAUGCUACGGGUCAGAGAAGUACCUGCACACCCUGUCCGGCAGGACAAUACACAGACCAGAUGAACUUCUUCCCCAACUGUCUAAGUUGCAGGCGCUGCAAAGCAUCGAAGCAUGAAGUGGAGGUAUCACCAUGUAAAAGACCGCAAAACGCAGUGUGUCACUGUGAGGCCGGUUAUUACAAGUCUCACAUCGACUCGGAAACAUACGAGUGUCACAGAUGUACACAAUGUGGACAGGACAAGGAAAAGGAAAAGGAAACAUGUACAGCAGAGAAGAACACCGUGUGUCAAUGUACAGAGAACUACUACCAAGCCAAGGGCAAGUGUAAACCCUGCAACAAUUGUACCGCUGAGUGCAAACAUCACUGCUCAGACCCCUCUUCUCUGAAUACAAUAGCUCCUAAAAUUGAUGAACAUCUUAUCAACAUAAUUGCUGGAGUUGUAGUUGUUACUGUAGUCUCGCUAAUGCUGGUGGUCCUCAUCACCCACGUGGCCACAAAACGGUCUACGAAGAAGAAGUUGCUGAAACUCACCACCCAACCAUCGGACGUCUCCCCGGACUCAUGCGAGCAAGUCCUGGUUCACAGUGAGGAACCUUCAGUGGACAUGAGUGUUUGGGCUGUUCCCCAAAGUCAUGCCAGUGAACAGGAGUCAUCCAAUCUGCCCGACUGUGUCCCCCUGGAAAUCAGGAUCCCUGACCUGAUCUACACUGUGCUGGAUCUGGUUCCCGUGCCGCAGGUGAAGCGGCUGGUGCGUUCUCUCGGCGUGAAGGAUACAGAGAUCGAACAAGCCGAGACGGAUCACCGGUCCUGCCGCGAGGCUAACUACCAGAUGCUGAGGCUGUGGGCCGAGAGAGGGCCACGUGCCGGUGGAGGAGGUCGAGGCAGAAUGCUGCACUGGCCCUUGUUGCACGAGUUGUUGGACAAACUGAGACUGAUGCACUUGGGCCAAGCAGCCGAGGAGCUGGAGACAAAGUUCGGCAUUCAGUAACUCUGCAACGUGUGCCAACCAAAAAGCUUAUGAGACCAAGUAUUGUUCCCUGUGGAGACUCACGGGCGGCCUCAAAGCGGACAACUGACACCGCGCUACCACCAGCAGUUUUAUUUCACUCUACCUCUCCAUUCGCUCGCCGAGAAGACGGGAUCAAACUACUGAGAGUGCCGGAUCAGAUGAUUCAGUGGGAGAGUCACAGAGAAGUUCAGCUUACAAAUUGACAGAAAAACUUUUAGCCAUUUUGUUUUUUAAAGGAAUGACAGCUUAUUGACUUUGUUGUGCAGAGUUAGAUGUGAAGAUCGAUACCACUCCCAUUUCUGUAAAUGUGAAAUUACAACCAGCAGCUGGGAAACUUAUCUUAUCACAAAGACCAGAAACACAAAAACACUUUGCCUGGCUUAGUCCAAAGGAAACGACGUCUGGCGACCAACACCCUCAAAGCUCACUCACUGGUGGUCUGGUUUAAUCUGAAGUGGGUCGAUUCUGUAACCGGACUAUUUCUCGUCCGCGAACAGCAACCCCCUGGAGUUUUUGCUGAUUGCCUGGCAACCGCUCAUCUGGCUCACUCUCCCCAGGAAACUAAAAAAUGUUUCACUCAAAACUUCAAACUAUUAUAUCAAGACGUCCAUCACCCUGCAGAGUUGCAUGCUGGAACUAUUUCUUGUCUGGGUUCAGAGAGUUAUUGAGGUGUAGGUGUCUUUGGAAAUAUGGGGGAAAUAAAAGGUCUUUUAUGAUUUAAUUCUGGACUGAAUGAACAUUGCAAACAUUUUGUUUUCUGUUUUGUGCAAAAUCAAAUUCUGAUUAAGUCCGUGCCAUAAAACAAAUCAAUAGUAGUUACUUGUUACAUUGUUGAAACAUUUCUAGUCUUGAAAAGCUUGAAUAGGAACAAUUUAAAAACCAGGGAAGUUGGUAGUUCCUGUCGACCAGAGUCACUUCACACAGGCUGUUACAGCCUCACUUGCAUACCUUUAAGCCCCAUCAUACAAGCAUUAUUCAUCAGUCAGAGAACAGACCACGCCUUGUCUCGCUCUGCUUUAGUAAUACGUGUCUCUGCCUGCAGAUUGAGAUAUGAAUACGUCACACAGAGAAAGAGUGAGGAUGUGUUAUUCCACUGUACUUUUAUCCUGUAUGAAACUGUAUUACAGAACAAUUUAGUGAGUGCACAGUCAAGUAUAACAUAUAUUGUGUUGAUAUCUGGACCUUAAAUAAAUGUGUCUUUCUACCGCU